This is a messenger RNA of Coregonus clupeaformis (lake whitefish), 2181 nucleotides long. RefSeq names its product protein VAC14 homolog. Gene Ontology annotation, cellular component: PAS complex; endosome membrane. Lineage: Eukaryota; Metazoa; Chordata; Actinopteri; Salmoniformes; Salmonidae. Gene Ontology annotation, biological process: positive regulation of kinase activity; phosphatidylinositol biosynthetic process. The transcript has 9 exons. The record is from RefSeq and is a predicted model, not a curated record. Bases 16 to 1251 code for a protein of 411 amino acids.
CCCAUCAUAACUUUGAUGUCUUGUGUACUUCCAUUCUUAUCUGUAUUCUCUCUCCUGGACAGUGCUGACCGGUCACAGGUGACCCUUGACCUUGAUGGGAUAGUUCAGGUGCUGGACCGCCACCUGCAUGACUCCUCCACCGGUAUGAUGACCCGCAUCGCCGUGCUCAAGUGGUUGUACCACCUCUACAUCAAGACACCUCGCAAAAUGUUCCGGCACACAGACAGUUUGUUCCCCAUGUUGCUGAAGACACUCUCUGAUGAGUCUGAUGAGGUCAUUCUUAAAGACCUGGAGGUUCUGGCUGAGAUUGCGUCAUCCCCAGCUGGACAGACCGAUUCCUCAGGCUCCUGUGAUAAUUCUGACAGCAAACUGGAGCUUCAGGUUCCUGAGGGGCGAAGCAUUCAUUCUCACCCACCAGGUUCCAAAGUAGGCGACUCAUCCCCCUCUACCCCCAGCAUGAACUCCUACUUCUACAAGUUCAUGAUCAACCUGCUGAAGCGCUUCAGUUUGGAGAGAAAGCUGCUGGAGAACAGAGGAGCCUUCAUCAUCAGGCAGCUGUGUCUUCUCCUGCAUGCAGAGAACAUAUUCCACUCCAUGGCAGACAUCCUGUUGAAGGAGGAGGACCUGAAGUUUGCAUCCACCAUGGUGCAGACGCUCAACACCAUCCUGCUCACCUCCGCAGAGCUCUUUCAGCUGCGCAACCAGCUCAAGGACCUGCGCACACAGGAGAGCUGUGCCCUGUUCUGCUGCCUGUACCGCUCCUGGUGUCACAACCCUGUGGCCACCGUGUCUCUCUGCUUCCUGACCCAGAACUACCGCCAUGCCUACGACCUCAUCCAGAAGUUCGGUGAUUUGGAGGUGACUGUAGACUUCCUCAUGGAAGUCGACAAGCUGGUACAGUUGAUCGAAAGCCCCAUCUUUACCUACCUGCGUCUCCAGCUGCUGGAUGUGGAGAACAACCCAUACCUGAUCAAGGCCCUGUACGGCCUGCUGAUGCUGCUGCCCCAGAGCCAGGCCUUCCAGCUGCUCUCCCACCGCCUGCGCUGUGUGCCUAACCCAGAGCUCAUGAGGACAGUGGAUGAGUCGAAGUACAUUGAGUCUAAGACUGUUGGCACCAAGCGUCCGGCCUACGCCCACAUGGACUACAAUGACCUGCUGCAGCACUUUGACCGGGUCCAGAGCAAACACCUGGAGGUGCGCCACCAGCGCUCGGGCCGCGCUGACCACCCAGACCGGAAGCUGGUGCUGUGACGCAGUGGGACCAUCUUAGACCCCAGAGGCAGGGCACUGUGUAAAGCCUUCACCCACGCAUGCCCACGCACGAAGACGCAAACACCCCAACCGGUAACUUAAAGGAACCAAACUGAAUGAAGACUGCUCAUCUCUUGUUUAGGAGAACCCUUGUGGUAAUAUUUUUUUGCCAUUGAACGUAGUGUAAGCAUAAAGGACAUCGAUUGUGAUUUUCUUUUUUAAACAGUGUUUUUAUUUAAUUUUUAUUAGCUUUUUUGUUCAGGUACUGGAAGUGUUGAGUUGCAUACAUACAUGAACUCUCUCGCUCUCUCUCACACACACACACACACACAGCCCAUACAUUCAUAUUUAACCCUACUUUCUCCAGACAUGUGGAACAUUUGUUUAGGCCCACCCAACCCUAGUUGGAAGAAGUGACAGGACCUUAUUGUUACUAGAGGACAAUCAAAGCUUGAAUUUAGGGCAGGGCAAAUCGCUUGCAUGUUAUGUUCGUUUUUAGUUCUCUCACUAUUUAAAGGCUUGAUGUUACUUGGCAGGCCCAUAUUCCACAGUUGUCACAAAAGACCUGUACGACGGACAUGUUCCUCCGACUCUAGUUUUAGGCUCUUCUUGUUCCUCAAAUCUAAACAACUGGACACUCCCUCCCCUGAAUUCAAGUCAUGCUUGUUGAACAGUGUUACAUAUCUCUCUCUUGGCCCCAGAACUCUCCUCCACCCUUCCCUUCUCAUUUCACUGAUUUCAUACUCUUCUCUACAGCCAGUUUCUUCCCCCCCACUGACUGCUGUGCACCCCUUUUCUCUUUUGAACUCUUAUCAUUUCUGUUCUUUUCUUAUUUCUACCAUACCUGCUUCCUGGGCAGGCCUUCUGUAGACCAACUCACCUCUUGUUAUCAAGUGAAACGUAUAAAAUAAAGUGGACCAUGUAUAAUGA